AUGGUGCUGAGUUGCUGCCUCACGCUGCAUCGCGUGUUGGGCAAAGCUGCUUCACCUGCUUCUUGUGCGGCAUUGGCGAAUGCUGGACAUUUUCCGGUGCUCAUGGAGCAAGCUGGCACUAAUGCAAGUCAUGAUAGAUCUGCGAGAAUCGACUUCGGCCAUAUUCUGGCAGAUGUACCCUGCAGCGGAGAUGGCACAGCUCGCAAAAACUCGCAUGUUUUUCGAACGUGGUCGCGCCGAGAAGCCAUAGAGUUGUCGUCGCUGCAGCGGCGCAUCUUGCUUCGGGGCCUGUACCUGUUGCCACCAGGAGGAACACUGGUGUAUUCGACGUGCUCGUUGAAUCCUUUGGAAAAUGAGGCUGUUGUUCUCAGCUGUCUCCGGCGCUGGAACAGCACCCAUGUACAAGGUCGCGUCAAGCUGCCUGUUCGUUUGGUGGAUGGCAGGGAAAUGCUCAAAGGCAGAUGUGCCCUGCAACCUUCUCCUGGCCUGACGUCGUGGGUGGUGCCUGCGCCACAACGCGGCGGUCCAUUCUUUAGCUCCUGGGAGGAGGUGCCCGAAGAGCUUCGCAAUGCAGAACGUUUCGCUCUUCGUCCCGAAAUGUUUCCUGCUGGCGAAGCCAAUGCAGAGGAGCUAUCCAAGUGCAUUCGGUUCUACCCUCACCAUUCCAACACAGGAGGCUUCUUUGUCGCGGUGUUCAAAAAAGCACCUGCCACUUCCGACGUCCUUCAAGGCCCCCACCCUCCGCCAGCUUCCCAAUGUGAAGGACGCGGAGGGCAUCCGCUGCUCAGCUCGAAGUUUCACCGGGUGGUAGAAACUGAUCGGGCUUGGCAAGAGCUCGUGAACUUCUAUGGCAUCGAUGCUGCUUGGAGCCAGGACAAGCUGAAACGUGGCUUGCUGCUUUGGCAGACCAUGAAGGGCAAGACAGAGCCAGAAAGGAUUUCUUUGGUUUCUGAGGCAGUUGCCCGCCUCUUCGACGCGGUCUCUUGUGAUGGUCGUCAAGUUGCAUGGGCUCGCAUGGGCAUGUUCCUGUUCGAGCAUCUCCCGAAGGGGCUCCUUGCUGGUGGAGUUGCGCCAUGCCGGUGGCGACCGCAUGCGGAGGCUGUGCACAUGCUUGCACCAAUUCUGCAUCGGCGGCAAGUGUCUUUGAAGGCGCAGCUGGUGCGACAAGUGUUGGGUAGCGCGCAUCGCCAGUCGACAUUGACGGAAGGAACCCCGUUAGCCUGUGCCGUGGCCGCGGGCGCGCCAAGUGCCACGCAUCACCAUGUUUGCGGUGGACUCCUAGUCCAGAUGCAGGGGUCAACAUGCAGCUGGGCUCCAGGCGUAGCUACUCCAAAGCAGCUUCGGUUGCUCGUCGAUGACGAUUUGGCGCAGGCGCUGCUCGAGAGAUGCCAACCUCUCGAGACAGCGUCCUGUUGGGCUGGCCUUCUGAGCCGGAUGUGUCCAUGCUUGUGA
This is a messenger RNA of Symbiodinium natans, 1452 nucleotides long. Lineage: Eukaryota; Dinophyceae; Suessiales; Symbiodiniaceae. The record is from the annotation of a GenBank genome assembly.